GAGGGCGAACGCGGAGAUAGGCCAUGUCUGGCCCAAGUGACGAGACAGCAGGAGACCUGCCGGUGAAAGAUACAGGUCUAAACCUCUUUGGAGUUGGAGGGUUACAAGAAACCUCAGCUGCACGCACAAUAAAGGCUCGCCAGGCAGUGUCACGUGUCAGUCGUGAAGAACUGGAAGACAGAUUUUUGCGUUUGCAUGAUGAGAACAUUUUACUUAAACAGCAUGCCCGCAAGCAAGAGGAUAAAAUUAAAAGAAUGGCCACCAAGUUAAUACGGCUAGUUAAUGACAAGAAAAGAUCUGAGCGGGUUGGUGGCGGCCCCAAGCGGCUGGGACGAGAUGUGGAAAUGGAAGAAAUGAUUGAGCAGCUGCAAGAAAAAGUUCAUGAGCUUGAAAGACAAAAUGAAGUUCUCAAAAACAGGCUAAUAUCAGCCAAACAGCAGCUCCAGGUCCAGGGACACAGGCAGACAUCGUACAGUCGUGUGCAGGCUCGCAUUAACACCGGCCGCAGGAAAUCAAGUGCCAGUGCAGGCUUGCAGGAAUGCCCUGGGAAAGGUAUAAGAUUUCAAAAUGUAGAUGAAGCAGAAACUGUACAACCCACGCUCACAAAAUACAGCAAUAGUUUACUUGAAGAAGCCAGAGGAGAAAUAAGAAAUUUAGAAAAUGUUAUUCAGUCACAGAGAGGCCAGAUAGAAGAAUUAGAGCACUUGGCAGAGAUCCUGAAAGCUCAGUUAAAGAGAAAAGAAAAUGAAAUUGAGUUAUCUCUUCUUCAGCUUCGAGAGCAGCAAGCUACAGAUCAGAGGUCAAAUAUUCGGGACAAUGUAGAAAUGAUUAAGCUUCAUAAACAACUAGUGGAGAAAAGCAAUGCUCUUUCAGUCAUAGAAGGAAAAUUUAUUCAGCUUCAAGAGAAGCAAAGAACACUCAGAAUCAGCCAUGAUGCCUUGAUGGCCAAUGGAGAUGAGCUAAACAUGCAGCUUAAGGAGCAGCGUCUGAAGUGCUGCAGCCUUGAAAAACAGCUGCACUCGGCGAGGCUUUCAGAAAGGAGAGUAGAGGAGCUGCAGGAUAGAAUUAAUGAUUUAGAAAAGGAGCGAGAACUUUUAAAGGAAAACUAUGAUAAACUUUAUAACAGUGCCUUCAGUGCUGCCCAUGAAGAACAGUGGAAGUUAAAGGAGCAGCAGAUGAAAGUGCAGAUUGCUCAGCUCGAAACUGCCUUAAAAUCUGAUCUUACAGACAGAACCGAAGUCCUUGACAAAUUAAAGACUGAAAGAGACCAAAAUGAGAAACUAGUUCAAGAAAAUAGAGAUCUACAGCUGCAGUGUCUCCAGCAAAAGCAGCAGCUGCAUGAGCUUCAGAACCGCAUGAAGUUCUUCAACCAGGAGAGUGACAUCAAUGCUGAUGACAUCAGUGAAGCGCUCCUGCUUAUAAAGGCUCAGAAAGAACAAAAAAAUGGAGAUCUUUCAUUUUUAGAAAAAGUGGACACCAAAAUUAAUAAAGAUCUAGAUCGUUCCAUGAAAGAGCUUCAAGCAACUCAUGCAGAAACAGUACAAGAACUUGAAAAGACAAGAAAUAUGUUAAUUAUGCAACAUAAAAUAAAUAAAGACUAUCAGAUGGAAGUUGAAACAGUGACUCAGAAGAUGGAAAAUUUGCAACAAGAUUAUGAACUCAAAGUGGAACAAUAUGUUCAUCUUCUUGAUAUCAGGGCUGCACGCAUCCAAAAGCUUGAAGCCCAGUUAAAGGAUAUUGCCUAUGGCACUAAGCAGUACAAAUUUAAACCAGAAAUCACUCCAGAUGACUCUGUUGAUGAAUUUGAUGAAACCAUCCACCUGGAACGAGGAGAAAAUCUGUUUGAAAUCCACAUCAACAAAGUCACCUUUUCUUCUGAAGUCCUGCGGACUUCUGGUGAUAAAGAGCUUGUCACCUUCUGUACCUACGCCUUCUAUGACUUUGAGCUGCAGACAACUCCCAUCGUGCGAGGCCUUUACCCGGAAUAUAACUUCACUUCUCAGUAUCUUGUCCAUGUCAAUGACUUAUUUUUGCAGUACAUUCAGAAGAACACUGUCACUCUGGAGCUCCACCAAGCCUACAGCACAGACUAUGAAACAAUUGCAGCAUGUCAGUUGAGAUUCCAUGAGAUUCUAGAAAAAAGUGGCAGAAUUUUUUGCACAACAAGCUUAGUUGGAACUAAAGGAGACAUCCCAAAUUUUGGCACAGUAGAAUACUGGUUCCGAUUAAGAGUUCCCAUGGAUCAAGCUAUUCGACUUUAUCGAGAGCGGGCAAAGGCAUUGGGAUACAUAACAUCAAAUUUUAAGAAGCCAGAGAAAAUGCAAUUGUUGAGUCAGCCAGCAGCCACAACUGCUCAGAUCAGUUCAGCGGAGUCUACAGAUGGCAACUUAAAUGAACUUCAUGUUACAGUAAGAUGUUGCACCGACCUACAGUCCCGAGCAAGCCACCUACAGCCACACGCAUAUGUUGUGUACAAGUUUUUUGAUUUUCCAGACCAUGAUACAGCCAUUAUUCCCAGUAGCAAUAAUCCACAAUUUGAUGACCACAUGUGUUUCCCAGUGCCAAUGAAUAUGGAUUUGGAUCGAUACCUUAAGUCAGAGUCUCUGAGUUUUUAUGUUUUUGAUGAUAGUGAUACCCAGGAGAAUAUUUACAUCGGAAAAGUCAAUGUGCCUCUGAUUUCCCUGGCACAUGACAGGUGCAUCUCAGGAAUAUUUGAGUUAAUGGAUAAGGAAAAGCAUGCUGCAGGAACUAUCCAAGUUAUAUUGAAAUGGAAAUUCACUUACCUUCCACCAAAUGGAUCAAUAACUACUGAAGACCUUGGAAAGUUCAUUUGCAGAGAAGAGCCAGAGGCCAUUCAGAGACUACCUCCAACGUCCUCAGAAGUUACAUCAGUUGUAGCACCAAAACCUAAACCAAGACAGCGUUUAACACUUGUAGACAAAAAGGUCUCUUUUGUGGAUACCAUAUCACACCCAAGUCCUGAGACUUCUCCUUUCCCUAAAGAUAUAAAGGACAAUUCUCUAGAAGUGGAAACAAAACCAGGAAAUAGUAUGCCAGCUGUUGCAUAUCCUUCCAAGGAAAGUGGUGUAGCUAAGGUAGAAGACAACGUGGGGAAAAUGCACCAAGGAAAGGAAGAUGACAUCUCUUUCCUAUCUGAGGGCCAGCUUGCAUCGCAGAGUGUGGCUUCCUCUGAAGAUGAAACAGAAAUAACUGAAGAACUGGAGCCAGAAGAUGAAGACAGAUCAGCUUCAGACAGUGAUGACUGUAUCAUUCCAAGGUCUGUCUCCACGAAUACCAAACAGGCAUCAGAAGAAAUUCGGAUUGAGAUCAUAGCUCUGAACCUAAAUGAUUCUCAAAUAACCAGGGAGGACACUAUUCAGCGACUGUUCAUCGAGUACCGGUUCUACAGUCUUCCUGCUGAGGAGACUCCUAUGUCACUGCCCAAACCCAAGAGUGGACAGUGGGUCUACUAUAACUAUACCAAUGUGAUCUACCUGGAUAAAGAAAACAACUCAGCAGCGAGAGACAUCUUAAAAGCCAUACUGCAAAGGCGAGAACAGCCUCACAGAAGUGUGCGCUUCACCGUGGUCAGUGAUCCUCCCGAGGAUGAGCAGGACCUAGAAUGUGAAGACAUUGGCGUUGCUCAUGUUGACCUCGCUGACAUGUUUCAGAAAGGAAGAGAUAUCAUUGAGCAAGAUAUUGAUGUUCUUGAUGCCCGAACAGACGGUGGCACCAUCGGCAAGCUGAAGGUGACGGUGGAAGCACUCAAUGCCCUACAGUCUGUCUACGAGCAAUACAGAAAGGACUUGGAGGCUUGAGAGAAACUGUUCCAGAGGCAUCCUACUUCUAAGAAAAUGCUCACAUGAAAGUUCAAAGAUGAGAUUUUGAGUAAUCACUCUGGUGUAUGUAAUCUAUAAUUCAUGGGGAGCUGGGAGGGAGCGCCUGGGUUUAGGCUUGAAAGUUCAAGUUUUGUAUAGUUUUUGUGUUUGUUUAUUUCUCUAUCCACUCCUCCCCAUGACUGCUACCCCUUAGGACUUCAGUGCUCCUAAGUGGGCUACCUUAUCAAUAAUUUAUAGCAACAUGAUAGCAUGAAACAUCUAUUUGCAUUUGCAACAUUUUCUUAUGAAGAACUGGGAGUAGUUCCCAUUUUUAUUUUUCAUAAGUAAAAGCCUAAAAUCUUAGGAAACCAAUGAAAAAGAAAUGCUUUUUAUGUUAUCCCUAAUUGUCCCACUAAAUGGAACGUCUCUGAUCAGCCUCAUUAA
Grammomys surdaster is the source of this 4262-nucleotide messenger RNA. RefSeq names its product RPGRIP1 like (gene Rpgrip1l). Bases 24 to 3818 code for a protein of 1264 amino acids. The record is from RefSeq and is a predicted model, not a curated record. The transcript is spliced from 26 exons. Lineage: Eukaryota; Metazoa; Chordata; Mammalia; Rodentia; Muridae. Gene Ontology annotation, molecular function: thromboxane A2 receptor binding. Gene Ontology annotation, biological process: non-motile cilium assembly; retinal rod cell development. Gene Ontology annotation, cellular component: photoreceptor connecting cilium.